Messenger RNA from Pseudophryne corroboree (corroboree frog), 8304 nucleotides. Its product is annotated as oocyte zinc finger protein XlCOF7.1-like. Lineage: Eukaryota; Metazoa; Chordata; Amphibia; Anura; Myobatrachidae. Bases 68 to 5083 code for a protein of 1671 amino acids. The transcript is spliced from 8 exons. Gene Ontology annotation, cellular component: nucleoplasm. Gene Ontology annotation, biological process: regulation of transcription by RNA polymerase II. Gene Ontology annotation, molecular function: RNA polymerase II cis-regulatory region sequence-specific DNA binding; DNA-binding transcription repressor activity, RNA polymerase II-specific. The record is from RefSeq and is a predicted model, not a curated record.
UCCAGCUGUGAGGAACGGAGUCUUUAUUACACAUCACACGUUCUGUAUUCUCUCUGAUUCACAAAGGAUGGACAAGGACAGGAGUCACAGGACGGAGAGGAUAAUAAAUAUCACCCUGGAGAUCAUCUACCUGCUGACUGGGGAGGAUUACACAGUAGUGAAGAAGUCAUCCAAUGAGUAUGAGAAACUCAGCAGCCAUCCCCGUGUGUCAGGAGGACUGAGUAGAACCCAGAGCCCCAUCCCAGUGCCUCCACCUCACUUACUGACACAUGAGAGACACAAUGACCAAAAGAUCCUGGAACUCACCAACAAGAUCAUUCAGCUGCUGACUGGAGAGGAGGCGGAGUAUAUAGAGGAACACAGGGAUCUGUACAAGGCGAUGAUGAUGGAGAAUCUCCGGCCUCUCACAUCACUGGAUGGGCCCAGUAACAGAGAUACCCCAGAGAGAUGUCCCCGUCCUCUGUAUUCCCAGGAUUGUACAGAGGAGAAUCACAGGAUCCCACAGGAGGAUCAGGGUGAAGCACAAUUAAAUAAUAUUAAAAUCAAAGAUACAGAGGUAGAAGAAGAGACGUAUGUGACUGAUAUUAAGGCAGAAGAUAUAGAGGGAGAAGAAGAGACGUAUGUGACUGAUAUAAAGGCAGAAGAUAUAGAGGGAGAAGAAGAGACGUAUGUGACUGAUAUAAAGGCAGAAGAUAUAGAGGGAGAAGAAGAGACGUAUGUGACUGAUAUGAAGGCAGAAGAUAUAGAGGGAGAAGAAGAUACGUAUGUGAGGGGUGAUCAGCAGUGUAAGGAGGAGGAGAUCCCUACAGAUAUCAGCACAGAUGGACACACAAGCAGGAAUAUCUCAGAAGGACAUCUAAUAUCAUGCCUGGAUUGUGAAAUAAAAGAUGACAGUAGACAGGAUUCUCCAGGAACUAAUCUCAUUACCCCAAUUGUACAUCCAGCUCUAUCAGCUGAUCCCUCUGAUCCUGGGAAAUGUUCUCCUGAUCACUCUGAUAUUGGUGCAUCUGUUACAGAUCUGAGAGUAGAUACAGUGUUUCCAUGUUCUAUAGAUGCACCAUGUUUUACACAGAACACAAAGCUUAUUACCCAUCAGGCAGGUAAGGCAGGUGAGAGGCCAUUUCCAUGUUCUGAGUGUGGGAAAUGUUUUACACGGAAAUCACAUCUUGUUAUACAUGAGAGAAGUCACACAGGUGAGAAGCUAUUUUCAUGUUCUGAGUGUGGGAAAUGUUUUACAUCCAAAUCAAAUUUUGUCAUACAUCAGAAAACUCACAUAGGUGAGAGUCCAUUUACAUGUUCUGAGUGUGGGAAAUGUUUUACACGGAAAUCACAUCUUGUUAUACAUGAGAGAAGUCACACCGGAGAGAAGCCAUUUACAUGUUCUGAGUGUGGGAAAUGUUUUUCACUGAAAUCGAAUCUUGUUCAACAUGAGAGAAGUCACACUGGAGAGAAGCCAUUUUCUUGUUCUGAGUGUGGAAAAGGUUUUUCACACAAAUCAUGUCUUGUUCAACAUGAGAGAAGUCACACUGGAGAGAAGCCAUUUACAUGUUUUGAGUGUGGGAAAUGUUUUACACGGAAAUUACAUCUUGUUCAACAUGAGAGAAGUCACACCGGAGAGAAGCCAUUUUCAUGUUCUGAGUGUGGAAAAUGUUUUGCACUGAAAUCAACUCUUAUCAGACAUGAGAGAAGUCACACCGGAGAGAAGCCAUUAUCAUGUUCUGAGUGUGGGAAAUGUUUUGCACUGAAAUCAACUCUUAUUAGACAUGAGAGAAGUCACACCGGAGAGAAGCCAUUUACAUGUUCUGAGUGUGGGAAAUGUUUUUCACUGAAAUCGAAUCUUGUUCAACAUGAGAGAAGUCACACUGGAGAGAAGCCAUUUUCUUGUUCUGAGUGUGGAAAAGGUUUUUCACACAAAUCAUGUCUUGUUCAACAUGAGAGAAGUCACACUGGAGAGAAGCCAUUUUCUUGUUCUGAGUGUGGAAAAGGUUUUUCACACAAGUCACAUCUUGUUACACAUGAGAGAAGUCACACCGGAGUGAAGCCAUUUACAUGUUCUGAGUGUGGGAAAUGUUUUUUACUGAAAUCGAAUCUUGUUCAACAUGAGAGAAGUCACACUGGAGAGAAGCCAUUUUCUUGUUCUGAGUGUGGAAAAGGUUUUUCACACAAGUCAUAUCUUGUUAUACAUGAGAGAAGUCACACUGGAGUGAAGCCAUUUACAUGUUCUGAGUGUGGGAAAUGUUUUUCACUGAAAUCGAAUCUUGUUCAACAUGAGAGAAGUCACACUGGAGAGAAGCCAUUUUCAUGUUCUGAGUGUGGGAAAGGGUUUAUACAGAAAUCACAUCUUGUUAGACAUGAGAGAAGUCACACAGGUGAGAGGCCAUUUUCAUGUUCUGAGUGUGGGAAAGGGUUUACACAGAAAUCACAAAUUGUUCAACAUGAGAGAACUCACAGAGGUGAGAAGCCAUAUUCCUGUUCUGAGUGUGGGAAAUGCUUUACAUAUAAAUCAUAUCUUGUUACACAUCAUAUAAGUCACACAGGUGAGAUGCCAUUUCCCUGUUCUGAGUGUGGGAAAUGCUUUACAUAUAAAUCACAUCUUGUUACACAUCAGAGAAGUCACACAGGUGAGAAGCCAUAUUCCUGUUCUCAGUGUGGGAAAUGUUUUGCAUCGAAAUCAUAUUUUGUUACACAUCAGAAAAGUCACACAGGUGAGAAGCCAUAUUCCUGUAUUGAGUGUGGGAAAUGCUUUGCAUGUAAAUCACAUCUUGUUACACAUCAGAGAAGUCACACAGGUGAAAAGCCGUAUUCCUGUUCUGAGUGUGGGAAGUGUUUUCCACGGAAAUCAGCUCUUGUUAGACAUCAGAGAAGUCACACAGGUGAGAAGCCGUAUACCUGUCCUGAGUGUGGGAAAUGCUUUACAUAUAAAUCAGCUCUUGUUACACAUCAGAGAAGUCACACAGGUGAGAACCCUUAUUCCUGUUCUGAGUGUGGGAAAUAUUUUGCAUGGAAAUACGAUCUUGUUAAACAUCAGAGAAGUCACACAGGUGAGAAGCCGUAUUCCUGUUCUGAGUGUGGGAAAUGUUUUGCAUGGAAAUCAGAUCUUGUUAAACAUCAGAGAAGUCACACAGGUGAGAAGCCGUAUUCCUGUUCUGAGUGUGGGAAAUGUUUUGCAUGGAAAUCAGUUCUUGUUGGACACACAAGCAGGAAUAUCUCAGAAGGACAUCUAAUGUUAUCCCUGGAUUGUGAAAUAACAGAUAACGACAGUAGACAGGAUUCUCCAGGAGAUAACCUCAUUAUCCCAAUUAUACAUCCAGCUCUAUCAACUGAUCCCCCUGAUCCUGGGAAAUCUUCUCCUGAUCACUCUGAUAUUGGUGCAUCUAUUACAGCUCUGAGAUUAGAUACAGAGUUUCCCUGUUCUACAGAUGCCAAAUGUUUUACACAGAACACAAACCGUAUUACUCAUCAGCCAGCUAAGGCAGGUGAGAGGCUAUUUCCAUGUUCUGAGUGUGGGAAAUGUUUUACAUAUAAAUCAGAUCUUGUUACACAUCAGAGACGUCACACUGGUGAGAAGCCAUUUCCAUGUUCUGAGUGUGGGAAAUUUUUUACAAGUAAAUCAAAUCUUGUUGCACAUCAGAGACGUCACACAGGUGAGAAGCCGUAUUCCUGUUCUGAGUGUGGGAAAUGUUUUGCACAGAAAUCUGAUCUUUUUAAACAUCAGAGAAGUCACACAGGUGAGAAGCCGUAUUCCUGUUCUGAGUGUCGGAAAUGUUUUGCAUCGAAAUCAUAUCUUGUUACACAUCAGAGAAGUCACACAGGUGAGAAGCCGUAUUCCUGUUCUGAGUGUAUGAAAUGUUUUCCACAGAAAUCAGAUCUUAUUACACAUCAGAGAAGUCACACUGGUGAGAAGCCAUUUCCAUGUUCUGAGUGUGGGAAAUUUUUUGCAUCGAAAUCAAAUCUUGUUACACAUCAGAGAAGUCACACAGGUGAGAAGCCGUAUUCCUGUUCUGAGUGCGGGAAAUGUUUUACAUCGAAAUCUGAUCUUUUUAAACAUCAGAGAAGGCACACAGGUGAGAAGCCGUAUUCCUGUUCUGAGUGUAUGAAAUGUUUUACACAGAAAUCAGGUCUUGUUACACAUCAGAGAAGGCACACAGGUGAGAAGCCGUAUUACUGUUCUGAGUGUAUGAAAUGUUUUCCACAGAAAUCAGGUCUUGUUACACAUCAGAGAAGUCACACUGGUGAGGAGCCAUUUCCAUAUUCUGAGUGUGGGAAAUUUUUUACAAAUAAAUCAAAUCUUGUUACACAACAGAGACGUCACACAGGUGAGAAGCCGUAUUCCUGUUCUGAGUGUGGGAAAUGUUUUGCACAGAAAUCUGAUCUUUUUAAACAUCAGAGAAGUCACACAGGUGAGAAGCCGUAUUCCUGUUCUGAGUGUGGGAAAUGUUUUGCAUCGAAAUCAAAUCUUGUUACACAUCAGAGAAGUCACACAGGUGAGAAGCCGUAUUCCUGUUCUGAGUGUGGGAAAUGUUUUGCAUCAAAAUCAAAUCUUGCUGCACAUCAGAAAAGUCACACAGAUGAGAAGCCGUAUUCCUGUUCUGAGUGUGGGAAAUGUUUUGUAUCGAAACCAAAUCUUGUUACACAUCAGAGAAGUCACACAGGUGAGCAGCCAUAUUCCUGUUCUGUGUGUGGGAAAUGUUUUGCACACAAAUCAUCUUUUGUUAGUCAUCAGAGAAGUCACACAGGUGAGAAGCCGUAUUCCUGUUCUUUGUGUGGGAAAUGUUUUCCACAGAAAUCGGCUCUUGUUACACAUCAGAGAAGUCAUACAGGUGAGAAGCCGUAUUCCUGUUCUGAGUGUGGGAAAUUUUUUGCAACAAAAUCAAAUCUUGUUACACAUCAGAGAAGUCACACAGGUGAGAAGCCGUAUUCCUGUUCUAAGUGUGGGAAAUGUUUUAGACAGAAAUCACAUCUUGUUACACAUCAGAGAAGUCACACAGGUGAGAAGCCAUUUUCAUGCUGUGAGAGAAAUAUAUAUGUUGAACAUAUUAGACAUUACCCAAGCACGGAACCAUUUAAAUCUUCUGGAGUAUAAUUAUCACUGUCAUGCAAUGUUCCUCAAGGGUCAAUCCUAUCUCCUAUCUUCAUGCAAUAUACAGUCUGGUCCAUAUAUAUUGGGACAUCGACACAAUUCUCAUAUUUUGAGCUCUAUACACCACCACAAUGGAUUUGAAAUUAAACAAACAAGAUGUGCUUUAACUGCAGACUUUCCGCUUUAAUUUGAGGGUAUAUACAUCAAAAUCAGGUGAACGGUGUAGGAAUUAAAAUGGUUUUUAUAUGUGCCUCCCACUUUUUAAGGGACCAAAAGUAAUGGUACAAACUAAACAAUCCUAAAUCAAAUAUUGUAAAUCAGAUCAGUGCGCUCGUCCAGUUCAACAAAAAGUACUUUACUACUUAAUGUGGUCGCAGCCCGGAUCAGUGUUUCGUGAAUUGAGCUUUCACAUAUUUUCCAAGGGCGAUCUGAUUACCAUCUCCUAGAUGAAGACCUGGAUACAAUAUCCAUACUGAUAUGCAAAUAUUUAUCUGGUACGCAUAUAAAUUUUGUGUGAUAACUGAAUUUAAUCCCACAUACGGAAAUAUACUACGCUAUAUAGCGAUUCUUUGUGUCUCCUAGCAGCAUUUAGAUCCCAGUAGUAACCUGGACUAAAGAAUGGGGGACUGAUACGCCAUGUGUCAAGCCGUAAUCCGUACGCUAUAAUAUUCUUGCGUGUGACAAAACUAGUGAUAAGCGGAUUCGGUUUUACUCUGUUCUCAAAACGGCAUCUUAUUGGCUUACAGAUGUCAUGUGUUUUGUAUAGCCAAUAAGAUUCUGUUUUGAGAUCCGAGUAAAACUGAAUCCGCUCAUCACUAGACAAAACUGAUUGAAAAAUACUACACCAUAGUCGCUCUCUUGUUUCUUCCUUUGAUUCCAAAAUCCUAAAUCAAACUUUUACUUUUUAAUAUUUUGUUGCAAAUCCUUUUGUCAGUUACAGCCUGAAGUCUGGAACGCAUAGACAUCACCAGACGCUGGGUUUCAUCCCUGGUGAUGCUAUGCCAGGCCUCUACUGCAACUGUCUUCAGUUCUUGCUUGUUCUUGGGGCAUUUUCUCUUCCGUUUUGUCUUCAUCAAGUGAAAUGCAUGCUCAAUCGGAUUCAGGUCAGGUGAUUGACUUGGCCAUUGCAUAACAUUCCACUUAUUUGCCUUAAACGAUUUGGUUGCUUUCGCAGUAUGCGUCGGGUCAUUGUCCAUCUGCACUGUGAAGCGCCUUCCAGUGAGUUCUGAAGCAUUAGACUGAAUAUGAGCAGAUAAAAUUGCCCAAAACACUUCAGCAUUCAUCCUGCUGCUUUUAUCAGCAGUCACAUUAUCAAUAAAUACAAGGGAACCAGUUCCAUUGGCAUCCAUACAUGCCCACGCCAUGACACUUCCACCACCAUGCUUCACUGAUGAGCUGGUAGGUUUUGGAUCAUGAGCAGUUCCUUUCCUUCUCCAUACUCUUUUCUUCCCAUCACUCUGAUACAAGUUGAUAUUUGUCUCAUCUGUCCAUAGGAUGUUCCAGAACUGUAAAGGCUUUUUUAGAUGUUGUUUGCAAACUCUAAUCUGGUCUUCCUGUUUUAUUGCUCACCAAUGGUUUACAUCUUGUGGUGAACCCUCUAUAUUCACUCUUGUGAAGUCUUCUCUUGAUUGUUGACUUUGACACAUAUACACCUAUCUCCUGGAGAGUGUUAUUGAUCUGGGCAACUGUUGUGAUGGGGUUCGUGCUAUUUAGUACACUAGUAGUGUACUAAAUAGCAUGAACAGCUUGUAACGUAGAGUGGCAAGUUUAAUCUUUCUAUGUAUAAUGGAGAGAAAUAAAAGCUCCUCUCUAAGUUCCUGGAUGCCAAAUCACUGUCCUUAGUAUCUCUGUACAGUUUUUUCUAUUAGAGUACUAAUUAGCAGGAACAGCUUAUAAUGUACAACACAGAUUCUCUAACGCCGACGAUCUACAGUACUGUGUUGCUCGAACAGUUAGUUGCGUCAGAAUACACUAAUUUAUAUCUACUGUUAUGUCUAUACGUGCUCAUUACCUGCAGAUUUACCCCGAUUUGUGUGAAACCUGUGUGCACCCUUCUGUUGAAUGUUUUACAAUGGAUUACACAAAAAAAAUAAUAAAGUGAAUGUCACUGGAACACAAAAAAAAUUGACACUUUGGGAAUCGAACCCGGUACUCAGCGUGGCAGACCAGAGCCUUCAUCGCUAGCCCACAGCACUGCAUGGAAGAUUGUCAAGUUCAUGUGUAAAAGUACUGCAAAAAGCGAUUCCUCCCCAUUGGUGUUUGUUUAUGCCAUUAGGGGACUCGGACACUCAUUUUGUGCACUGUACAUACUGUAAAGUCAAUGAGCUACAUUAUUCCUUUCACACAUUAGUUGUGUCUGCAUACACAAGUGUUUUAACACGUUCAUUUGCGUCUGUAUAAACUAUACACACAGGGAUUUGGCAUCCAGAAACUUAGGGAGGAGUUUUUAUCUCUCCCCAUUAUACUUAAUAUUACGGGAUUUGUACACUCGCAUAUCCCUAACAUCAAUAGACCAUACUGUAUCUGUAACACGUUCAUUUGCAUCUGUAUAUGCUGUACUAUUUGCACCUUUACUGUAUAUACUGUUAUAUACUUUAUGACAUACUGUAGCAUAAUGUAGCGUAAUGAGACGCACCAGUAAAGUAGUUCUUACGCUGUAGUUCAGUAUUGUAUUUUAAUGGAGACCACACGCUUGGGCAUUAGUGAUUUAAAAAAGCGACAUCUGGUGGAUGAUCUUAGGUAUUACACUCGAAGGUAACGCCAAAUGCUCUGUGUGCCUUCCUACGACUAGGCGCGCCUCCUUGCGCCCAGGUACGCUGCGUAUGCCUAAUCGCGACUAAUGCCUCAGCCAGCCAAGAUAACGGAGGACCCGUCUGUAUAUUUAGUUCCUAAAUAAUACAUCCCAAAUGCUUAGGUCUUUUUUCUGCUGUUUAUUUUGUAUCUUGUGCUUUGUGUAAAUGUGAAUGUCUAAUACCAGUUUGCACAAUCUGUAUUGCUGCACGACAGUAUGGCGGCCAUUGGAACGUGUUUUCACUUCUAGUUUGCCUAACUUGUUGCAGACACUCAUCUUGAUAUGGAGUGUCGAGUGUUUUCUGAUACAAGAUCCUGUCCAUAUAUACCCUGUACAUUAUCAUGUGCAUUAGAGUCACCCGGGUUCCAUCUGCUGUGGUUUGUUGUAUGUUACAUCUAUAUGGUGCGGAUACUCCCCUGUAUGAUUUCAUAAU